CAAUCAGAAAGUAUUUGUUGUCAAGUGUGAACAGUCACAAUAAUUGUAAUUUAUAUAUUUCUUAUAAAGUAUAAAGGAAAAAAAAAUAGUAAAAUAGCCGAAAAAUGUGUGAUGUACAGGAGGUGAUGAACGACCUAUGCCAGACUUUAAAGAGGUCCAAGGAUUUACGACGAGAGGAGAUGGUCAAGUUACUGAAUCAAGUGCGUUGCUGUGAAUGUGGUCACAGGACCCGUAUGGAAAAAGCCCAAGACUAUACGGGAGUAUCCUCGGAGAGAAGUUCAUCGAAAAUAAGUAUUCUGCUGUGGUUGUGCAUUAUUUUAAUGCUGUUGUUCAUUUUCUAUUUGAUAUAUGUGGCACGACGUUAUAACCAUAUGAGGGCCUAUGGCAGUGGUGCAUGUGGCUCGACCUUCUUUUACACAUUCACAGAUUGUGAUGUGUUCUUUUAAGGAUUAUUAUCAAUAUAUAUGAAUUUAUGUAUUUAUGCA
This is a messenger RNA of Drosophila willistoni, 485 nucleotides long. RefSeq lists its product as uncharacterized. The record is from RefSeq and is a predicted model, not a curated record. The transcript has a single exon. NCBI's taxonomy places the organism in Eukaryota, Metazoa, Arthropoda, Insecta, Diptera, Drosophilidae. The coding region runs from base 105 to 446 and encodes 113 amino acids.